Molecule: messenger RNA, 885 nt
Organism: Phaeodactylum tricornutum CCAP 1055/1
Lineage: Eukaryota; Bacillariophyta; Bacillariophyceae; Surirellales; Neidiaceae
Exons: 1
Biological process (GO): malate-aspartate shuttle; L-glutamate transmembrane transport; aspartate transmembrane transport
Molecular function (GO): L-aspartate transmembrane transporter activity; L-glutamate transmembrane transporter activity
Source: RefSeq, a predicted model, not a curated record
AUGCAACACUGGAGUUUAACCGCAAUGGCAGGGUCGCUUGGCGUAGUUUUAUUGUACCCGGCUGACCUAAUCAAAACUCGUCUCAUGAACCAACGAGUUAUGCUUCAUGGCAGUACAACUAGACGACUUUAUCCAUCUGUGCUCGCAUGCGCUCAACAUUCCAUUCGAAAAGAGGGGUUUUUAGGCUUGUACCGUGGAUUGCUUCCUCCUCUAGUGGGCGUAGCACCGGAGAAAGCCAUCAAGCUUUAUGUCAACGACUUACUGCGACAGGCGUUUGUGACGCACGACGACGAAACUGGCAAGCCCGAAUUGAGCCUUCCAUUUGAAGUGCUAGCCGGAGCAUGUGCCGGUGCAUGCCAGCUGCUAGUGACGAAUCCGAUGGAGAUUUCCAAGAUUCGUCUUCAACUGCAAGGCGAAACGGCGAGCCUCUUGCGAGCCAAAGGUCUGACGCCCCCUAAUCCCCAGACAUUUACCAGCGUUCUUCACGAUCUCGGAUUUCCUGGAGUAUAUCGUGGUGCCUCUGCCUGUUUGCUUAGAGAUAUCCCGUUCAGUGCCAUUUACUUUCCAAUCUAUUCGUUCCUCAAGGAGGCAAUGGUUGCUCGGAAUGACUCUGGACAAGCGACUCCUAUCGACUUGCUCUUGGCUGGCACUGUCGCUGGAGUGCCAGCAGCCUGGCUUACGACACCCGCUGAUGUUAUCAAAACGCGGAUUCAAAGCAUUCCGCGACCCGGCGAAGGAUCGUAUGCUGGUAUUCGAGACUGCGCCACCAAACUUUAUCACGAUGAGGGCUUGCCUGCCUUGUUUCGCGGCGCUUCGAUGCGGGUGCUACGCCUAGCGCCGCAGUUUGGUAUUUCACUUUUGGCUUACGAACAACUCGCUAAACUG